UGUUCAAACAGCUGUUUGACCAUGUUUUGCUUUAACUCAUAGACAACUUCAUACCAAUAUCAUCGCACCGUUCGUUCGUACAGAAAUCAGCCACUCAGUAAUAUUUUCGUGUUCGCUUUUGUGGUUCGUGUAACGAGGCGAUAACAAAUCGAAUUUUAUUUUGUGUUGACAUAUUCAUAUAAACCAGUGAACAUUUUAUAAUUUGUAUUACAAUAAAGUGAGUUUUAUCAAGAAAGAUAUUAGGUGCAACGAAUUUGGUGUUCGAAAAUUUGGUGACUAGCUAAAUCCUUUCACAACACAAAGGAUACAUACCAGAGGGACUUCAUUUCUUCGUCUCCUCAAACGUAAUACAAGAAGAGUUGGGAAUGAUAAUAAAGAAGUACUUCAGACAAACGUAGUGAAGGUGGAGAAGUUUCGUGUGUUGUGGUAUGGGCAUGCGGUGAGACCCAGUGAACUUCAUCGUCAUGACGGAGGGAGAGAGACAGCAAAGCGCCGGUGGCACCAAUGCCGCCCCACAGCACAGAAAAGGACACCGGAGACAAGAGUCCAUGUAUGCUAUGACGGGGUUGUACGCGGAAUCGGGUUGUGCGGAAGCUGGAGGGGACGACGCAGCUGGUCCAAGCACUCCGCCUCCCCCCUCACACCCACCCCGGGAACCCGGGAAAUGCCACAGCCGAAAUCCGUCAGCUGGCAUUUGCGACAGAGAUCGCGAGAGAGAAAAAGAGAAACCCCGUCAAUUGUACCCAGAAAUAUUAGACAUUCCUCAUGACGCACGAGACUGCGGUAUCUUGUCAUGGAGACCGCUUUUUAUUCAGAGCUUUUCUAGUAUUAAAGUAUUUGUAUUUUUCCUUUCGUUCCUUGUCACGCUACAGCAAGCAUUAAGUUCGGGGUAUAUCAAUUCUGUGAUCACAACAAUAGAAAAACGCUUCGAGAUCCCAUCGAGCCUCUCAGGGCUGAUUGCGAGUAGCUAUGAAAUAGGAAAUGUCAUCACCGUAAUCUUUGUCUCAUAUCUCGGCAGUAGAAGACACAUUCCAGUUUGGAUUGCAGUCGGCGCUGUUAUUAUGGGCAUUGGAUCACUGGUGUUUGUACUACCUCAUUUCAUAGCGGAAGUAAACAGUGAAACAUUAAUGAACAAUAAGACGGACGACAACAUUUGUCGACUAGUGCCCAGGGCUCUGGAGCAAGAUAUGGGCGGUUUAGGCCGUUUGUCCCAAGGUCUACCGCCAAGCAAUCUAAGGCCUGACAAUUGCAUAAAAAGUUCUCCAAGUACGUUCCUGCCAGUGAUGGUGUUCAUUGUGGCACAACUACUCCUUGGCUGUGGAGGAUCACCUCUCCUGACUCUCGGCACGACAUACGUCGACGACCACGUUCGCCCUGAGUCAUCUAGCAUGUAUAUAGGCUGUAUGUACAGCAUGGCAGCUUUUGGACCAGUGCUUGGCUUCUUACUUGGAGCGUAUCUUCUGCAAUUUCAUAUGGAUUCCUUCUCUGGAACUAUAAUAUCAAUAGAUCCGGACGAUCACCGCUGGGUGGGCAUGUGGUGGGGCGGUUUCUUACUGUGCGGCCUUCUUCUCAUCUUGGUCGCAAUACCAUUCUUCUCAUUUCCCAAAGUUCUGGUGCGAGAAAAAGAGAAGAUCAGACUAGUGGAGAAGGCAGCUGCUGCUAGCGGUACCUAUACCGCCAAACCGAAACCUCAAAGCGACAUCAAGGACACUGGAUAUGGGAAGGAUAUUAAAGACAUACCGGUGUCGAUGUGGCGCCUGCUCAAGAACCCCGUGUACGUGGUGACGUGCCUCGGCGCGUGCAUGGAGCUUAUGAUAGUGUCCGGCUUCGUCGUGUUCCUGCCUAAGUAUCUAGAGACGCAGUUCAGUCUCGGCAAGAGUCAAGCUAGCGUGUUCACCGGUUCCAUAGCCAUCCCCGGUGCAUGCAUCGGCAUCUUCAUGGGUGGUUGUUUACUGAAGCGUUUAGAGCUACGACCCAAGGGAGCGGUCCAAUUCGUCCUCAUAUCGAACACUAUUUGUCUCUCGUGCUACGCUCUGCUGUUCUUCCUCGGCUGCGAUAACAUCAAGAUGGCCGGCACCACCAUACCUUACACCAAUAACAGCAACUUGGAGCCGUUCAAAGUGAAUCUGACGGCGGCGUGCAACUUCAACUGCCUCUGUACGGAAACGGACAUGGAGCCAGUGUGCGGCAACAACGGACUUACGUACUUCUCGCCCUGCCACGCGGGCUGCGCCGCCUUCUCCUCGCGGUACAACUUCACCAACUGCGCGUGCGUGCAUGAGAACGUGGGCGAGCCAAUGGCAGCAGUCGUAGGCGGUGCUUCAGCCGCUGCACUAUCCGGCGCGGGCGUAGUCGGUGCGGGCGCGGCCGGGCACUCUUUCGGGGGCGAGGUGACCGUCGUGCCGGUGGCCACGGCCGGCGCCUGCAACCCGCCCUGCACCACCAUCUUCCCCUUCCUCGUGCUGCUGUUCUUCAUGACCUUCGUGGUGGCCGUCACGCAGAUGCCGCUGCUCAUGAUAGUGCUCAGGUCUGUAAGCGAGGAAGAGCGGUCGUUCGCUCUCGGCAUGCAAUUCGUGAUAUUCCGGCUGUUUGGGUACAUCCCCGCGCCCAUUGUAUUCGGCAAUCUCAUCGACUCCACCUGCCUUCUGUGGAAGCAAUCCUGUAGCGGCGAGAAAGGAGGACGAUGCCUGCUCUACGAUAUAGAACAAUUUAGAUAUAGAUACGUCGGCCUCUGCGGCGGUAUAAAGAUAGUAGCAUUAGGUAUUUUCCUAGCCGACUGGUGGCUGGUGCGGAGACGCAGGAACUUAGAAACCGCCGCGCCUCUGGAUCCCCACAAAGAUAUAGCGGGUUCGAUCAUAAGUCUCGAUAAAUUAUUCGAAGAGUUGCCGUCGGCGGACAACGCGAGCGGUUUCCGUUCGGGCGUGACGUCCGACCCCAGUUCGGCGACGAGCACGCCCCUGGAGGCGGGCCUAGGCGUGCCCUACGAUGCCGCGGCCUCGGCCAGGUUACAGCGCACCGACUCACAGUACUCGCAGGGGUCGCAGACACGCGGCAACAACUCGCGCGUGCUCGUAGCCUCACGCCAUCUGCGCAACGACUCCAAGACCAUACAACUGGAGCCGCGCGCGCGACAGCACUCCCUCGAGGAGACCGCCCGCCACCACUCGCGCAGCGGCUCGAGGGACCUCAGCCUAGACCAACUCAAACACCUCGCUCUCAAGAGCAUGGAGAGCCUCGACCUGACCGUGCUGCCGCUCACCAAGUGCGGGGACGAGGAAAGCAAGCGGCUCAUAGAAGGCGGCGCGGGUGUGCUACGUCACCGACGCACCGGCUCGCGCGACCUGAAGCCCCCGCAGCACCGGCACAAGCGCACCUCCUCGCACCACCUCACGCUGGAGCCCGACCGCGCAUUGCAACUCCAGAAGGGCCGCAGCGUCGACCACCUAGCCGCCGCCGCGACGCCCCAAGACCCGCGCCUCUGACUCUCCAACUAGACACGUCAUACAGAUCGGUUCACGAAAGAUGACCACAAAUGGCGGCCGCCCGCGCAUGUACACUUGUCAAUGGCUCUUUUGCCUGCGUCAAUGCCACGAUAGACGAAUAGCGACUGAGCAGUCUAUCACGCGACGAGCGCGCACCAAUGGCGUCGCUUCGUUUUGACGCAUUCUGCCUGCGCCGCACCUUGCACCUCCAACAGGACCUACAAUGCAUUUUGCGCAGUGUGUGCGCAGUUCACUCUCGUGAACCGUCCUAUAUCUCGAUACAAUGUUCGCACGGAACCUUACCGCCGAAUGAGUGAUUGAUCAUAUCUUAUCGUAGUCUCGACGCUUUCCCGUAGUGAUUAAAUUAAACUCUAGUGAAACUUUCUAGCUUGUUACGCUCUCCAUAGUGAAGAGUCGUCUUAGAGAAAUGUAGAUUGUUUAAUUUUUGAUAAUUCAUAACCGAGAGUCAAUUGUGAUCGUUAACGUUUGCGUCGUAAACGGUGAUCUAAAAGAAGCGAUCGGUCCAGUGUGCCGCGGAUGUGGUGCGUCGAUCUGAAAGUGGCUUUACUUUAGACGCUUCGUACUUUUAAGGAAAAGAAAGAAAAUUUUUAAAUCUCAAUAUAAAACUAUUUUAAAAAUUUGUAAAUUCAUAAGUGUAACUCAUAUUUAUGUACUUAACGAAGUGACCAUUCUUCUGAAUAAUAAAACAAUAGGAGCGUUUCUGUAGCAACUUGUCAUUGAACAUGUAGACUCUUUCACACCUACACCACACAGUAUGAUCUUAUACAAUAUAAUACAAUACAAAUAGUUUCAGAACCAAGUACAAUCAAUUUGUUAGUUAUAUCUUAUUAGGCAAUUAUUUUAAAAUCGUGGGUCACCUUUAUUUCAUCUAAAUAAGAAGUAAUUUAAGAUACACUAAAUAUAAUGUCAAUAAAUAAUAUGAUUAUUAACAUUCCUUUAGUACGUACUAAUAAUUUGUUUUAUAUAAAUGACAACUAUAAGACCACCAAAAAAAAUUAAGGCAACUAAAUUACACUAAUGUGUAUAACAUUUUUAAUGUAUUUACUAUGAUCUCAAAAUGUUGAUUAUUAUG
This is a messenger RNA of Chilo suppressalis (striped riceborer), 4575 nucleotides long. The record is from the annotation of a GenBank genome assembly. NCBI's taxonomy places the organism in Eukaryota, Metazoa, Arthropoda, Insecta, Lepidoptera, Crambidae.